Messenger RNA from Clunio marinus, 204 nucleotides. The record is from the annotation of a GenBank genome assembly. NCBI's taxonomy places the organism in Eukaryota, Metazoa, Arthropoda, Insecta, Diptera, Chironomidae.
AUGAAAUUAAGUCUUCACAAAAACCAACAAAGUGUUAUUAAUUUUAAUUUCAGUUUAUCUGAGAGAAGUUUAUUAAUUAAUUUUCUCUGUUCUCACAUUGCUGAUUCUUCAGGUGUUCUUCAUUGUGUUCUAGUUGAUGCAAAUUUUCUCUGUUCUCACAUUGCUGAUUCUUCAGAUCAAUGUGCUCUAGUUGAUGCGGUAUAA